Molecule: messenger RNA, 2096 nt
Organism: Cucumis sativus (cucumber)
Lineage: Eukaryota; Viridiplantae; Streptophyta; Magnoliopsida; Cucurbitales; Cucurbitaceae
Product: ethylene-responsive transcription factor ERN1
Exons: 1
Coding region: 347-1534 (395 amino acids)
Biological process (GO): regulation of DNA-templated transcription
Molecular function (GO): DNA binding; DNA-binding transcription factor activity
Source: RefSeq, a predicted model, not a curated record
ACAAAUAAAGAAAUAGUACUUCACAUUAAUGAUCACAAGUGUUUUAAUUUGGAGUGAAUUAAGAAAGUAAUGGAAACAAUCCUGUUUUGAAUUAGUCAUAAACUUCACUUGGUUUGAGCUUCAAUUUUGCACUUUGGAUUCAACUGCCAUGUGUCUUUUUAUAAGAUGAAGCCAAUUUUAAAAACAACAAAAAUGUAAGACCAAAAGUUGAAUGAAAGACCAUUUCAAAUUCCCUCCUUAAACCAUAAAACUUCUUGCUAUUCUUUUCCUCCCUUAUAAAUAUGCACUUAAACACAACUCAAGCUUAAGUCAAGCAAAUACAAACUUUUUGAAGUGACCAAACCAAAUGGCAAGAAAGAGAAAGGCUGUUGAAGGAGUGGAAGACAAGAGCUCAAGUGAAGGAGGAGCUUUGGGUUGGGAUGAGAUGGUGAAGGAGGCAACGGCCACAGCAGCAGUCCUAAGCGGAGGGGCUCGAAGGGCCCGAAAGCGAUUCGUUGGCGUUCGUCAACGACCGUCAGGACGAUGGGUGGCGGAGAUCAAAGACACUAUACAGAAGAUUAGAGUAUGGUUAGGAACAUUUGACACGGCAGAGGAAGCAGCUAGAGCGUACGACGAGGCAGCUUGUUUACUUCGUGGCUCGAACACGAGAACAAACUUCUGGCCUUGCUCCCCUUUAUCAUCUUCAUCACCUGCCCUUCCUUCAAAGAUCACUAAUCUACUAAUCCAAAGGCUUAAUGCAAGAAACAACAACUCCUCUAUACAUAAUCUUCCAAUCAAUCAGCAAGAACAAAAACAUCAGCCAGUUCAAGAAAGGAUGUUAAACUCAAUUGAUCAUCAAAGCAGAGAAGAAUUAGCAACAACAUGUUUCACUGACAGAGUUCUAAGUGAUUUACUCAAUGAUCAAGAAGUGUUCACCACAAAUCCCAAUAUUGAGGAAAUCAGUAGAAGUUUUGAGUCAUGUUUGACGGAGAAAGAUGAAUCUGACAGUGGAGAAAUGGAGAGUAGCAACUGGGUGGGAAUGACCCAAAUGAAUGACUCAAAUGGGGGAGAUGAGAAAAAUGAACUUGUUCAAGAAGAAGAAGAAGAAGAAGAAGAAGGAUCAAAUGUUCUGGAUUUUCAUUUCCUUGAUGACAUUGGGCCACCAUGUUACUACUCACCAUUUGAGAUUGCAGAGGAAAUUGGUGAGCCAAUGGAGGGAGGAGAAGGAAAUGAAGAUGAACCAUCUUCCAUGUUGAGAGAAGCUAUGAAAAGGAUGAAAUAUGAGAGGAAAAUUUCAGCUUCUUUGUAUGCCUUUAAUGGAAUACCAGAGUGUUUAAAAUUGAAGCUUGGGGAAGGAAGUGGAGUAAGAUCUAAUUCUGAACUGAUAACAAGCUUGAGAAAAGCUUGUGACAGAAGAAGAUCAAAUGAGGAGAAGGUUGAAGAAGAAGAAGAAGAUGAAGAAGAUAAAGAAGAAAUGAAGUCUUUUUCAAGCAAUGAAGUUGAUUUGUCCAUUUGGAGUUCAUUAGAUCUUCCACCUAUUUGCUUUGUUAACUGAGUUAAGUUCUUAGCCAUUAUCAAAGAAAAUAUUGCUUUUUUUUUCUUUUUUUUUUUUUUUUUUUUCUUUUUUUUUUGUUGCUGAUAUAAAAAGCUGAGGUCUAAAAUAUAUAUUUAUAAGUUUGACAAUUAACCAUAUAGAUCUGCAGAUUGAAAGAGAAGAACAAUUGGGAUGUAUUGUUAAGUUCAUAUAUUAUCUAGCAGAAAGCUAUUUUCAUUUUGAUUUUCAAUCUAGUUUUUGUGUAUGACAAAGAACAUGCUCACCCUCAUCAUUCUUAAAACUUGAGUGGUUGAAGAGGAAGGGUGAUAUUAAUAUGUUGGAAAAUGAUCAGGUCAUCUCAGAGACUGAGAAGAGUUCAUUUCUGGGUUAGAGGUUGUGUCCGAUUCACUGGAAGUCAUCAAACUCAUUAACGAGACGAAUAUCUCAUCGUCUGAAUUUCAGGUUUGUGCUAAAGAACAUUAUUUUUAUUCCUCUGAACAAGGUAUUCAUGAUUUUGUGACUCACUGUCUUUUUCUGAACACUAUUUGCCCAAUCAUUUUAUUUGAGAAAGUCAAGUUGUGAA